AUGGCCUUCUUCGAGACCACCCCCAUGGGCCGUAUCACCAACCGCUUUGCCUAUGACAUGGAGUUGAUUGAGUUCCUCCUACCUACUCAGCUGGGCUCGUUCUUUGUGGCCAGUUGUUGGAUAGUGAGUGCAGUUGUAGUUAUGGCUGUGGUCACUCCGCUGUCGUUAGUGGUGGUGUUGCCCGUGGUGGGGCUGUUUAUCUACCUGCAGAACUACUGCCG
This is a messenger RNA of Sphaeroforma arctica JP610, 221 nucleotides long. RefSeq lists its product as hypothetical. Gene Ontology annotation, molecular function: ATP binding; ABC-type transporter activity. Gene Ontology annotation, cellular component: membrane. The record is from RefSeq and is a predicted model, not a curated record. Lineage: Eukaryota; Ichthyosporea; Ichthyophonida. The annotation marks the transcript as partial. Gene Ontology annotation, biological process: transmembrane transport. The transcript has a single exon.